AUGCCUCUCGUCAACACUACUGAAGUCAACGAGGACACUCGUGUCCUCGGAUACGACCCUUUGUUGUCGCCUUACUUCCUGCAGAACGAGAUCCCCGCGCCUGCACGCGCCAUCGAAGCCGUCCGCGCCGGCCGCAACCAGGCCGUCGAGAUUAUCGAGCAGCGCGAUGACCGUCUCCUCGUCGUCGUGGGCCCCUGCUCCAUCCACGACCCAGACACCGCUCUCGAGUACGCCCGCCGCCUCAAGGAGAUCUCUGUUAAACUCGAGAAGGACAUCUGCGUGAUCAUGCGCGCCUACCUCGAGAAGCCCCGCACAACCGUUGGCUGGAAGGGCCUCAUCAACGACCCGGACAUCGACGAGACCUACAACAUCAACAAGGGCCUCCGUGUCUCCCGUAAGCUGUACACCGACCUGACCUCCACCGGUCUCCCCAUUGCCUCAGAGAUGCUCGACACCAUCUCUCCCCAGUACCUUGCGGAUUUGAUUUCGCUCGGAGCCAUCGGCGCCCGCACAACAGAGUCCCAGCUGCACCGCGAGCUCGCCUCCGGCCUGUCCUUCCCCAUUGGCUACAAGAAUGGCACAGACGGCAACCUCACCGUCGCCGUCGACGCCAUCGGCGCCGCCUCCCACCCUCACCGCUUCCUGGGCGUCACCAAGCAGGGCCUGGCUGCCAUCACCAAGACCGCCGGUAACGAGCACGGCUUUGUGAUCCUGCGCGGCGGAAACCGGGGAACCAACUAUGACCGCGCCAGCAUCAAGCAGGCGCGCGAGGCUCUCCGCUCCAAGAAGCAACGCGAGGUCGUCAUGGUUGACUGCUCCCACGGUAACUCCAACAAGAACCACCUUAACCAGCCGCUCGUGGCCAAGGAGGUCUCCGAUCAGCUGCGCGAGGGCGAGACCAGUAUCAUCGGUGUCAUGAUCGAGUCCAACAUCUACGAGGGUAACCAGAAGGUUCCCCCGGAGGGACCUGAGGCUCUGCUCCGCGGUGUCAGCAUCACUGAUGCUUGCAUCAACUGGGAGAUGACGGUCGAGGUGCUGGAGGAUCUGGCGGAUGGUGUUCGUGCCCGUCGUGCGGCUCUCAAGGCGCAGACCAAUGGCUCGCACUAA
Molecule: messenger RNA, 1107 nt
Organism: Penicillium soppii
Lineage: Eukaryota; Fungi; Ascomycota; Eurotiomycetes; Eurotiales; Aspergillaceae
Product: 3-deoxy-7-phosphoheptulonate synthase
Exons: 3
Coding region: 1-1107 (368 amino acids)
Biological process (GO): aromatic amino acid biosynthetic process
Cellular component (GO): cytoplasm
Molecular function (GO): 3-deoxy-7-phosphoheptulonate synthase activity
Source: RefSeq, a predicted model, not a curated record